GGCCUUGCGUUUCGUAAAGGAAAUAAUCAAUUAUAUAGCGCUUCCCAAGAUCGUACUGUUAAGGUGUGGAAUAUCGAUGAAUUAUGUUACGUAGAAACGCUAUUUGGACAUCAAGAUCAAAUAACGGCAAUUGAUACUCUCUCGCGUGAACGUUGUGUGACUGUUGGUUCUCGAGAUCGAACAUGUAGAUUAUGGAAAAUUGUCGAGGGGUCGCAAUUAGUAUUUCGUGGUAGCACAAAAUGCGCAACAGAAGAUGGUCAAACGUUCCAGGAAGGCAGCUUGGAUGUUGUUGCCAUGAUUGACGAAGAUAAUUUCCUUAGCGGUGGUGAUAGUGGUGCCAUUUCAUUAUGGAAUAUCAAUAAAAAAAAACCAGUUUUCGUACAAAAUCUUGCACAUGGAUUGCAAACAUACGACUCUGAAAGUGAAGGUGCCCUUAAAACUCCAUACUGGAUAACAACAUUAGCCACUGUGAGAUAUUCCGAUCUUUUCGCUUCUGGUUCAUGGGACGGGAAUAUUCGUCUUUGGAAAUUGAUUGAUAAUGUUCGUUCUUUCAUUCCGCUGACGGAAAUUCCUUUGAUCGGAUUUGUGAAUGAUUUACAAUUUACAACCAUAGAGGAUAAAACGUUUCUUAUAGCAGGUGUUGGUCAAGAACACAAACUUGGUAGAUGGAAAAGGAUUAAGAAUGCUAGGAAUGGGUGGAGAUUAAUGGAGUUAUCUCUUAAAUCUCAAAUACAAAAUAGUGGUAUGUAUUUUAUUUAUCUUCAUUAA
Molecule: messenger RNA, 768 nt
Organism: Dentiscutata erythropus
Lineage: Eukaryota; Fungi; Glomeromycota; Glomeromycetes; Diversisporales; Gigasporaceae
Source: the annotation of a GenBank genome assembly